This is a messenger RNA of Cicer arietinum (chickpea), 1228 nucleotides long. RefSeq lists its product as uncharacterized. The record is from RefSeq and is a predicted model, not a curated record. NCBI's taxonomy places the organism in Eukaryota, Viridiplantae, Streptophyta, Magnoliopsida, Fabales, Fabaceae.
UAACAUUUGCAUAUUCAUAUUCAUUCCAUCUCCUCUCACCCAUUUUAUUCGCCAUAUUUCUUUCUCCACCUUCCAUCUCCAUUCCACUACCCCUUAUUAUCAACAUUACAAAAAACAAAACCACACUUUAAUUUUCUCUCUCUCUAAAAAAUCCUACAUUUUUUUCUUUCUAUUAAUAAUAAAAUAGUUGCCCAACCGCCAGCGCUGAUUGGCGAAAAUAAGCGAUGGCGCCCCGUCUCUGGACCUGUUUCGGGAACAAGGGGAGUCGCGAGGGCGCGGAAGGAAACAUAACAUCAGACAUUACAACGGAAGAGCAGAGACGCGACGGACCAGUGGUGGUGGAGAUGUUUUCAUCGCAGGGCUGUGCAACGUCUCCGGCGGCGGAGUUGGUUUUGUCGCGGUUGGGGAGAGGUGAUUUUCAGCUUGAAAUUCCGGUGGUUGUGUUGGUGUUCCACGUGGAUUAUUGGGAUUAUAUGGGUUGGAAGGAUCCUUUUGGAUCAAGUCAAUGGACCGUAAGACAGAAGGGUUAUGUUGAAGCACUUGGGCUUGAUACAUUGUUGACUCCUCAAGUUAUUGUUCAAGGUGUGGCACAUUGUGUUGGUAAUGACGAGAAUGCCCUCAUUGAUGCUAUUACCCGUGCUCCUAGAUACCCUGCUCCUUCUUUCCAGGCAACAUUCACAAGGCCUACUCAAGAUUCUCUGCAAGUGUCACUAACAGGAACAUUAAGAAACGAGGUUGAAAGUAAUGGUGUGAAUAUCAUGGUAGCCUUAUACGAAAAUAGUUUAGUUACCGACUGUCCAAGAGGAGAGAACAAAGGGCGUGUUAUGUCAAACGAUUAUGUCGUUAGAAAGCUCGAAAAGCUUGGAACUGAAAAAGACAUAUCUGCUAAAAAGAAAGUAACAGGAACUGUUAAUUUUCCAUUGUGGGGAGGUUUCAACAGCAGCAAAUGUGGUGUGGCUGUUUUUGUUCAAAGCAACUCUCACCAGAUUCUUGGAUCACAGAGUUUUCAGCUUCCAGAUGAUAUAUGAUAUCAUAUGAUAAUGUUGAUUUGUUAUUUUAAUUUGUUCUGCAUAUACAAUCAUAUUCAAGUUACUUUAUGUAAGUUCCUAUUAAUUAGUUGUGUUUUCGGAGAAUGUGUUGUUUCUGUUUUCUUUUCACUCUUGUUUGUCCUACCUUACUAUUACUAUUGAAUAUAUACCUAAGAGAUUGAGUGAUAAAUUUGGAAUUG